Ylistrum balloti is the source of this 5349-nucleotide messenger RNA. RefSeq lists its product as uncharacterized. The transcript has 2 exons. NCBI's taxonomy places the organism in Eukaryota, Metazoa, Mollusca, Bivalvia, Pectinida, Pectinidae. The record is from RefSeq and is a predicted model, not a curated record. The coding region runs from base 36 to 3566 and encodes 1176 amino acids.
CAUCUCCAGUAGUGUUUAAGGUAUCACCAUCUGUAAUGGCGACUUCAUCUCUAGUAGUGUUUAAGGUAUCACCAUCUGUAAUGGCGACUUCAUCUCCAGUAGUGUUUAAGGUAUCAACAUCUGUAAUGGCGACUUCAUCUCUAGUAGUGUUUAAGGUAUCACCAUCUGUAAUGGCGACCUCAUCUCCAGUAGUGUUUAAGGUAUCACCAUCUGUAAUGUCGACCUCAUCUCCAGUAGUGUUUAAGGUAUCACCAUCUGUAAUGGCGACUUCAUCUCUAGUAGUGUUUAAGGUAUCACCAUCUGUAAUGGCGACUUCAUCUCCAGUAGUGUUUAAGGUAUCAACAUCUGUAAUGGCGACUUCAUCUCUAGUAGUGUUUAAGGUAUCACCAUCUGUAAUGGCGACUUCAUCUCCAGUAGUGUUUAAGGUAUCAACAUCUACAAUGGCGACCUCAUCUCCAGUAGUGUUUAAGGUAUCAACAUCUGUAAUGUCGACCUCAUCUCCAGUAGUGUUUAAGGUAUCAACAUCUACAAUGUCGACCUCAUCUCCAGUAGUGUUUAAGGUAUCAACAUCUGUAAUGUCGACCUCAUCUCCAGUAGUGUUUAAGGUAUCACCAUCUGUAAUGGCGACUUCAUCUCUAGUAGUGUUUAAGGUAUCACCAUCUGUAAUGGCGACUUCAUUUCCAGUAGUGUUUAAGGUAUCAACAUCUACAAUGUCGACCUCAUCUCCAGUAGUGUUUAAGGUAUCAACAUCUACAAUGUCGACCUCAUCUCCAGUAGUGUUUAAGGUAUCAACAUCUACAAUGUCGACCUCAUCUCCAGUAGUGUUUAAGGUAUCAACAUCUGUAAUGGCGACCUCAUCUCCAGUAGUGUUUAAGGUAUCAACAUCUACAAUGUCGACCUCAUCUCCAGUAGUGUUUAAGGUAUCACCAUCUGUAAUGGCGACUUCAUUUCCAGUAGUGUUUAAGGUAUCACCAUCUGUAAUGGCGACCUCAUCUCCAGUAGUGUUUAAGGUAUCAACAUCUACAAUGUCGACCUCAUCUCCAGUAGUGUUUAAGGUAUCAACAUCUGUAAUGUCGACCUCAUCUCCAGUAGUGUUUAAGGUAUCACCAUCUGUAAUGGCGACCUCAUCUCCAGUAGUGUUUAAGGUAUCACCAUCUGUAAUGUCGACCUCAUCUCCAGUAGUGUUUAAGGUAUCACCAUCUGUAAUGUCGACCUCAUCUCCAGUAGUGUUUAAGGUAUCACCAUCUGUAAUGUCGACCUCAUCUCCAGUAGUGUUUAAGGUAUCACCAUCUGUAAUGGCGACCUCAUCUCCAGUAGUGUUUAAGGUAUCAACAUCUACAAUAGCGACCUCAUCUCCAGUAGUGUUUAAGGUAUCACCAUCUGUAAUGUCGACCUCAUCUCCAGUAGUGUUUAAGGUAUCAACAUCUGUAAUGGCGACCUCAUCUCCAGUAGUGUUUAAGGUAUCACCAUCUGUAAUGUCGACCUCAUCUCCAGUAGUGUUUAAGGUAUCAACAUCUGUAAUGGCGACCUCAUCUCCAGUAGUGUUUAAGGUAUCAACAUCUACAAUGGCGACCUCAUCUCCAGUAGUGUUUAAGGUAUCACCAUCUGUAAUGGCGACCUCAUCUCCAAUACUGUUUAAGGUAUCACCAUCUGUAAUGGCGACUUCAUCUCUAGUAGUGUUUAAGGUAUCAACAUCUGUAAUGUCGACCUCAUCUCCAGUAGUGUUUAAGGUAUCACCAUCUGUAAUGGCGACCUCAUCUCCAGUAGUGUUUAAGGUAUCAACAUCUACAAUGUCGACCUCAUCUCCAGUAGUGUUUAAGGUAUCAACAUCUGUAAUGUCGACCUCAUCUCCAGUAGUGUUUAAGGUAUCAACAUCUACAAUGGCGACCUCAUCUCCAGUAGUGUUUAAGGUAUCAACAUCUGUAAUGGCGACCUCAUCUCCAGUAGUGUUUAAGGUAUCACCAUCUGUAAUGUCGACCUCAUCUCCAGUAGUGUUUAAGGUAUCACCAUCUGUAAUGUCGACCUCAUCUCCAGUAGUGUUUAAGGUAUCACCAUCUGUAAUGGCGACCUCAUCUCCAGUAGUGUUUAAGGUAUCAACAUCUACAAUGGCGACCUCAUCUCCAGUAGUGUUUAAGGUAUCACCAUCUGUAAUGUCGACCUCAUCUCCAGUAGUGUUUAAGGUAUCAACAUCUGUAAUGGCGACCUCAUCUCCAGUAGUGUUUAAGGUAUCAACAUCUAAAAUGGCGACCUCAUCUCCAGUAGUGUUUAAGGUAUCACCAUCUGUAAUGGCGACCUCAUCUCCAAUACUGUUUAAGGUAUCACCAUCUGUAAUGGCGACUUCAUCUCUAGUAGUGUUUAAGGUAUCAACAUCUGUAAUGUCGACCUCAUCUCCAGUAGUGUUUAAAGUAUCAACAUCUACAAUGUCGACCUCAUCUCCAGUUGUGUUUAAAGUAUCACCAUCUGUAAUGUCGACCUCAUCUCCAGUAGUGUUUAAGGUAUCAACAUCUACAAUGUCGACCUCAUCUCCAGUAGUGUUUAAGGUAUCACCAUCUGUAAUGGCGACCUCAUCUCCAAUACUGUUUAAGGUAUCACCAUCUGUAAUGGCGACUUCAUCUCUAGUAGUGUUUAAGGUAUCACCAUCUGUAAUGGCGACCUCAUCUCCAAUAGUGUUUGAAGUAUCACCAUCUGUAAUGUCGAUCUCAUCUCCAGUUGUGUUUAAAGUAUCACCAUCUGUAAUGUCGACCUCAUCUCCAGUUGUGUUUAAAGUAUCACCAUCUGUAAUGUCGACCUCAUCUCCAGUAGUGUUUAAGGUAUCACCAUCUGUAAUGGCGACCUCAUCUCCAGUAGUGUUUAAGCUAUCACCAUCUGUAUUGUCGACCUCAUCUCCAGUAGUGUUUAAGGUAUCAACAUCUGUAAUGGCGACCUCAUCACCAGUAGUGCUAAAGGUAUCAACAUCUGUAAUGUCGACCUCAUCUCCAGUAGUGUUUAAGGUAUCACCAUCUGUAAUGGCGCUCUCAUUUCCAGUAGUGUUUAAGCUAUCACCAUCUGUAAUGGCGACCUCAUCUCCAGUAGUGUUUAAGGUAUCACCAUCUGUAAUGGCGACCUCAUCUCCAGUAGUGUUUAAGCUAUCACCAUCUGUAAUGGCGACCUCAUCUCCAGUAGUGUUUAAGGUAUCACCAUCUACAAUGUCGACCUCAUCUCCAGUAGUGUUUAAAGUAUCACCAUCUGUAAUGGCGACCUCAUCUCCAGUAGUGUUUAAGGUAUCACCCUCUGUAAUGGCGACCUCAUCUCCAGUAGUGUUUAAGGUAUCAACAUCUGUAAUGACGACCUCAUCUCCAGUAGUGUUUAAGGUAUCACCCUCUGUAAUGUCGACCUCAUCUCGCGUACUGUUUAAGGUAUCACCAUCUGUAAUGUCGACCUCAUCUCCAGUAGUGUUUAAGGUAUCACCAUCUGUAAUGUCGACCUCAUCUCCAGUAGUGUUUAAGGUAUCACCAUCUGUAAUGUCGACCUCAGUAUGUCACGAACAUUAUAAGUAUGUCAUAUACUUGGAUACUGUUAUUACUUGAUAUUCUACCUUUAUGGAUUUAUUGUUGUAUAUUGACUCUGUCAUGUUCUCUUGAAGAGCCACAGGCGAUAUAAUCUCUUAUCUCCAUUUAAGGUCACAAACUGGGAGGCCAAGAAAUUGAUCGUGGACCUAAAUCCUUGGCACGUGUUAGUUGUUUCUCUCGACUUUGGAAACACCCCUAUCGCCUCAACACUUAAGGGACGUCCUAUAUUAUGUUACAUCUCAUAAAUGUCAAAAGAUUGUACUACUUUGUCGCAUCGUGAAAAGUCUUUAAACAUGAGAGCUUGCAACAGUUAACGAUAUUUUAGAAAUUUUGCAUUUGUCUUGUAAAAGUCAUUGAACAAACGUUACACAAUAGGCAAGGCAUAUUAGAGCUUGUAACAGUAAAGGCUAAAAUAAUCCAGAUAUAUCGUUAUAACGACAACAUUGCUACCUUAACUAGAUUGAUUUUUCCUUUUAAUAAACAUUGUCUUGUCAGUUAAAUGAAAGACAAAAAAUUUCAAUAUGAUAAAAAUUUCUAAAUGUACACACAACCAUGUUCUUUUCCACAUCCUUAAAUACUAGAAUUGAAAAUCAUGACAUUGGUUGAAUUAUGAAGUGAGUGUAUCUGAUACCGUUUUAUUAUCACAUUUAUUUCGGUCUAGAAAGAUUUUCCAAAGUCGCCUCCUGGAAAUUCAAGUUUUUAGACCCCUAGCAUUACUGACAAAUACUAGAAGAACUUCAAAACAUGUUUGUCUCUGCUUCAUUCUUCAUUUUGAAAUUUACAACCUGUAAUAUAUACAAACCAGAAUAAUAUUGCAUAAAACAUGAAAGACAGCUUCAAGUUAAAGUUAAAGUGUGAAGCCUUUCAUACUGCUGAACGUGCCACAGAGCAGAUAGACAUAGAAAUUACCAUAUUUGUAAGUUGAUUAUGGUAAUUAAGUAAUAUCAGUAUUUUUCAGCUUUUCUGAUCACUUAAAACCCGAUAGAUUCAGGGGGCUUGCCCCCUCUUACCCUCACCCCAAAACCCCCAAAAACCUCUGCCAGAGCUUCACCACACCCUAACCAAGCAGCUCCCUUGACCCCUAUUAAAUGCAUACACUUCAAGUAAAGAUUUGAUAUACCACUAUGAAUGGCUGGACGGAUUGUGUACUUUGUAAUGACGUCACAUUUGUAAAUGUUAGUAAUGAUAUCAUAGUACUCCUGCACUAACGGACUUAAAUGAUACUCCACAGAGAGCUGUGAUAGUAGACAAUAAAUAUUUGUUUUGUAUACUGAGAUAACAAUCAUGGUGCUCUAUCAUUAUAGUAGACUUAUUGAUAAACUAGUUUAGUCAUGAAUGACUGGUCUGACUUACAAUACACGCAUGCAAUGCGUGCACAUAAACGUCACAAGCGCCAGUGUUUUGACCCUGGUUUAAAUAUACCGAUGUCAAAUUGGCAUUCAGUUAAGCGUCUAUUUAAUGAUAUAUUGGCAUAAGUUUUUUAAAUGAAAGAAUGGAUAUUCAAUGACACGAAAACUUCAAUCAAAAUUAUAUGGGGGUCAAUAAAUGUGACGCUGUAUUGGUUAACCUGGCCGUAUGAUUUAGACAACCUAUUUAGUCUACUUAGUGUAAUGUUGUAUUGUAAACUGACCAGCCAUUCAGUUGUUAAUCACGAUAUGAUGAAAAAAACCACGAAGCUUUAAUACCAAGGAAUGUUUUACAACGACAUGAUAUUGACGUUUACACCAAAAGUGUUGAUGUAUUCAAACAGUAUAACGAUAGAAAAAGCUAUAAACUGUCAAAUAAAUAGCGCUGCAAUUAA